Molecule: messenger RNA, 774 nt
Organism: Helianthus annuus (common sunflower)
Lineage: Eukaryota; Viridiplantae; Streptophyta; Magnoliopsida; Asterales; Asteraceae
Product: ATP synthase subunit alpha, mitochondrial-like
Exons: 1
Coding region: 345-728 (127 amino acids)
Biological process (GO): proton transmembrane transport; proton motive force-driven ATP synthesis
Molecular function (GO): ATP binding; ADP binding; proton-transporting ATP synthase activity, rotational mechanism
Source: RefSeq, a predicted model, not a curated record
CAAAAACCACUCUAGCCCGAUUUCAGUCUUGUGUUAAGUGUUCGCAUAGCGACUCAGGUCCUAACAACUUGAUGUCAGACUGUUCAACAUGAGGGACAUCUAACUCCUCUAACACAGAGAACAUAAAGACUAGGAUUAAAUGCUUAACAUAACGACUCGUAUGCUUUCACGAAAGAAGAAGGAGCUCGCAGACAUUUAACAAAGGAUUGUGUUGGUGUUCCACGCGCUAUCUUAACUCCUAGUUCUAGUAGUACAAGCUCGAAUCUGAUCUAAAAGAAUAGCGGAAAUAGAGCUCUUUGAAAUUGAAAGCGGUAUUUCCCCUUAUAUCCAAAAUCAGUAGAAUCAUGGAAUUCUCUCCGAGAGCUGUUGAACUAACGACUCUAUUAGAAAGUAGAAUUAGCAACUUUUACAUGAAUUUUCAAGUGGAUGAGAAUGGUCGAGUGGUCUCAGUUGGAGAUGGGAUUGCACGUUUUUAUGGGUUGAACAAGAUUCAAGCUGGGGAAAUGGUUGAAUUUGCCAGCGGAGUGAAAGGAAUAGCCUUGAAUCUUGAGAGUGAGAAUGUAGGGAUUGUUGUCUUUGGUAGUGAUACUGCUAUUAAAGAAGGAGAUCUUGUCAAGCGCACUGACUCUAUUGUGGAUGUCCCUGCGGGAAAGGCUAUGCUAGGGCGUGUGGUCGACGCCUUGGGAGUACCUAUUGAUGGAAGAGGGGCUCUAAGCGAUCACGAAUGAAGACGUGUCGAAGUGAAAGCCCCAUGGGAUUAUUGAACGUAAAUCU